This is a messenger RNA of Talaromyces marneffei, 1587 nucleotides long. RefSeq lists its product as uncharacterized. The coding region runs from base 1 to 1587 and encodes 528 amino acids. Gene Ontology annotation, molecular function: iron ion binding; oxidoreductase activity, acting on paired donors, with incorporation or reduction of molecular oxygen; heme binding. The record is from RefSeq and is a predicted model, not a curated record. The transcript is spliced from 2 exons. NCBI's taxonomy places the organism in Eukaryota, Fungi, Ascomycota, Eurotiomycetes, Eurotiales, Trichocomaceae.
AUGUGGCGGCCUCUUUCGGCCCCCAUUAGUCCUCUUCAGCCAUUCAUGGCCAUGCUAGCGAUAUUAGCAUAUUUGGUCGUGCGAUUCAUUUAUAGGAAAUAUCUUUACCCGAAAUUCUUUACUCCUCUCAAGCAUAUCCCGCUGGCGAUAGCAAAACCCCCAUCAAAGGACGACGAGAAAGAGGUUACCAGCUCACGGAAAGUGGUAUCAUCCCUGCGCUAUGCCUCUGCGACUGUGCCGAAUAAUGGUCUCCUUCGAUUUUAUCGCAAGGAUAUGAACGAGAGAGUUCUAGUCACUGGUGUAAAGGCGUUGAACGAUAUUCUUGUAACGAAAGCGUCGGCGUUUGUGAAGCCCGAGCCCGUCCGGCGGAAAUUGUAUGUGUUUGGUGGUGAUGGGCUGCUUUUAUCUGAAGGCGAGACACAUAAGGCCCAACGUAAAGGUUUAAUGCCAGCAUUCUCCUUCCGCCACAUCAAAGAUCUCUACCCGAUCUUCUGGUCCAAGUCGAGAGAUCUCGUCAAAGUCCUUGAACAUGAAAUCUCGCACCAAGGAUCUUCAAAAUCGGACGUCAUCGUCAUGAAAACCUGGGCAACCCGAACGACCCUCGACAUCCUCGGUCUUGCCGGAAUGGACCACGAUUUUCGGUUUUUGCGAGACCCGACAAACGCUCUCGUCCAGCAUUAUGAGAAAACCCAAACUCCUCCCUCUCGCGUUGAAGUUCUGCUCGGGGCCAUUUUGUCGUUGCUCACUUCGAAUUACGAGGUGCUAAUGACGAAGAUUCCGACUGCGCGGGUGCGACAAUUGAACGAAGGAUCGAAGUAUAUUCGGCAACUCUGCCGCCAACUAAUUCAAGAAAAGCGUGAGAAAAUGAACAAACCAGAGUCACAAACUGGAGUGGACAUCAUCUCCGUUGCGCUGAGAAGCGAGGCAUUUACCAAUGAAAAUCUCGUGGAUCAGAUGAUGACAUUCCUCGCAGCUGGUCAUGGCACAACCAGUCAUUCUCUUCAAUGGGCGGUAUACGCUCUUUGCAAGCAUCAAGACAUACAAAGCCGACUGCGAAAGGAAGUGCGCGAUUGUCUGCCUUCAAUCAGCGAUCCAGAAUCUAUCAUCACGGCGCAGGAACUUGAUAGUCUCCCAUAUCUCCACGCCUUUUGCAACGAAGUACUCCGUUUCUACCCUUCCAUCCCCGCCACAGCUCGAGCAUCCAUUCGAGACACGACAGUUGCAGGGUAUCAUAUCCCCAAGAACACAGGCUUCAUCAUCCCAAUGGGAAUAAUCAACCACGACCCAGAACUAUGGGGACUAACAGCAUCGACCUUUGAUCCGGAACGCUGGUUAGGUGAAGGACGAGCCAAUUCCGGUGGUGUCCAGAACCACCUCGGAUUUCUUACCUUCUUACAUGGUCCUAGGAGUUGCAUUGGAUCGGGGUUUGCGAGGGCUGAAUUGGCUUUUUUGGUUGCUGCGCUUGUAGGGAGGUUUCAGAUGGAUCUUGAGGAUCCGGAUGGCAAGUUUGAGUUGAGUACGCAUGGUAUUGGGACUUCUCCGAAGGAUGGGGUGCGCACGAGGUUGAGGGUUUUGGACGGGUGGUGA